CUAACACAUCCCUCUUUUCGCUUGUUUUUCCCGCUUUACGAAAAUUCUGUUUUGCCCUUGCAGAUGAUAAGGCAUGCAGGAGUGCGCGAUGGUGAUUGUGUUGUUGAAGUUGGCCCAGGCCCAGGUUCGAUUACGCGAGCAAUUUUGGAAACAAACUGCCGUCGGUUGGAUGUCAUCGAAAUUGACCAUCGCUUCAUUCCGCCACUCGAAGUGUUGAAGGAGGUAAGCGAAAAUCGUAUGUUCAUACACCAUGCCGAUAUCCUUAAAACCGACGUUGGUCGUAUUUGGUCUGAAGCCGGUCUUGAGCGUGUUCCAUGGGAUAAUGAGAUUCCAAAAAUGCACGUUAUCGGCAAUCUUCCGUUCAACAUUGCCUCGCCAUUAAUCAUAAAAUUCCUGCGCGAAAUGCUAUACCGUCGAGGACCAUGGUCAUUUGGUCGUGUACCAUUAUUGUUAACAUUUCAAAUGGAAGUGGCCGAGCGACUCUGUGAGCCAUAUUUGAUCGUUCUUCUGUUUCUGGAAACUGCAUUUGUUUGGAUGGUUUUCGUUCAUGGACAACUGCAUUAUGAUGAUAUUUCAGGACGAUGCUUUGUUCCUCGACCUAAAAUUGAUGUUGGUAUUGUUCGAUUUAUCCCACGCAGAGAUCCUCUGAUUAAAACUUCAUUUGAGGUGGUUGAAAAAGUCUGCCGACGUAUUUUCAACUAUAGGCAAAAAUAUGUCGUCAAAGGCAUUCGAAGUCUGUAUCCGAAGGAGCUCGCCAUAACGCUGGCCGAAGAUGUGCUGUCUCGGUGUCGAAUUGAUCCAACAACCACCUCAAUACGUCUUGGUGUUGAGCAGUUCGCUGAUAUAUGUUAUGUAUACGAGGAGCAUUGUCGGAAGUAUCCUGGAGUGUUUUUGUAUGAGCAUUCCAAUCAGGGCCGCACUUUGGAACAACUCUCUCGAUUACCAAACGCUUUGCCACCAAAAAAUCCUUUCGAUGGCGAAUUUCCAACCGAAGGCGUAGCACUGUCAAAAGCCGCCCCGAUAUUUUCGGAUGGUAAAUUCGUGUAG
Messenger RNA from Gongylonema pulchrum, 1047 nucleotides. The record is from the annotation of a GenBank genome assembly. NCBI's taxonomy places the organism in Eukaryota, Metazoa, Nematoda, Chromadorea, Rhabditida, Gongylonematidae.